Ixodes scapularis (black-legged tick) is the source of this 4270-nucleotide messenger RNA. It is a transcript of the gene Nadsyn, whose product is annotated as glutamine-dependent NAD(+) synthetase. The record is from RefSeq and is a predicted model, not a curated record. The transcript is spliced from 18 exons. The coding region runs from base 327 to 2741 and encodes 804 amino acids. Gene Ontology annotation, cellular component: cytoplasm. Gene Ontology annotation, molecular function: glutaminase activity; NAD+ synthase (glutamine-hydrolyzing) activity; ATP binding. Gene Ontology annotation, biological process: NAD+ biosynthetic process. NCBI's taxonomy places the organism in Eukaryota, Metazoa, Arthropoda, Arachnida, Ixodida, Ixodidae.
GCGAUGCAUCCACUUAUUCUGAAGGCGUGACCGCGUGACUUUUCCGGCAGCGUGUUUGUGGUGUUUGUCAUGCUGCGUGCGUGUUGCUUUUGAAACGCGACAAGUUUACUUAGCGACAAGGUCAAGCUAUCUUUAUGCAAAGAAGGGCGUCUGCUCGAGGCGUACGCGCAUUCACGCUAAUUGGAGCCAAGUGCUAGGUCGCUCAGUUUCCAAGUGGCCAAGCGUCGCCACAGUCGCCACCAUCGCGGAAACAGCUGAAGCCGCUGAAGCGACAGCUGCGUUUAAAGUUUUGGUUUGAAAGAUCAGCCAGCCGACCAAAACAGAACAUGGGUAGGAAGGUGACUUUGGCGGUGUGCACGCUCAACCAGUGGGCGAUGGACUUUGACGGGAAUUACAAGAGAAUCCUCAGAAGUAUAAAAGAGGCGAAAUCCAAGGGAGCAGCUUUUCGAAGUGGCCCUGAGCUGGAAGUUCCUGGCUACGGGUGUGCGGACCAUUUCCUCGAGAGUGAUACGCUCCUGCAUUCCUGGGAGGUGUUGGCACAGCUCCUGAACGAUCCGGCAUGCCAAGAUAUCCUGGUGGAUGUUGGCAUGCCCGUGAUGCACAAAAAUGUGAACUACAACUGCAGAGUUGUGUUCCUCAACAAAAAAGUCUUGCUUAUCCGGCCCAAAAUGAUGCUUUGUGACGAUGGCAACUACCGAGAAACGCGGUGGUUUAUGCCGUGGUGCAAACCCCGGCAAGUGGAGGAAUACUUUCUGCCGAGAAUGAUUCGGGAGGUCACGAACCAAAGAACAGUGCCAUUUGGAGAUGCCCUGAUAUCGACAAACGACACCUGCAUAGGGUAUGAGAUCUGCGAAGAACUUUGGAACCCUUGCAGCACCCAUGUGCCCCAGGCAUUGGAUGGAGCAGAAAUCAUUGUCAAUGGAAGCGGGUCUUACCACGAACUGCGCAAGACGUACAUCGUUGCCGAUCUCAUCAAGUCUGCCACUGCCAAGAGUGGCGGCAUCUACAUGUUCUCGAACCUCCGGGGUUGUGACGGGGAGAGGGUGUACUACCAGGGUUGCUCGACCAUUGCCAUCAACGGCGACUUUGUGGGCGUCUCCAAGCAGUUUGCGCUACAGGAAGUGGAAGUAACUACUGCAACAUUGGAUUUGGAGGAUGUACGAGCUUACCGGAACCAAAUUCGCAGCAGAACCUACAAGGCGGCACAGUCUGAGAACUAUUCCCGAGUGGUAGUGGAUUUCUCGUUGUCCGAAACCGACGAUGCCCUUUGCCCACCAACUGCCCCCAUAGAAUGGGUCUUCCCAACACCUGAGGAGGAGAUCAGCCUAGGCCCAGCUUGUUGGAUGUGGGAUUACCUUAGGCGGAGCGGCCAGGGCGGGUUCUUCCUGCCCCUGAGUGGAGGGGUGGACAGCGCCAGCGUGGCCACCCUGGUCUUCUCCAUGUGCAGGCUCGUCUGCUCUUCUGUUCGAGAGGGGGAUGCAGAAGUGUUGCAAGACGUCCGGCGCAUUGUGGGGGACCCCGACUAUGUGCCGAGGGAGCCGAGAGACCUGUGCAACCGGGUGCUGGUCACCUGCUACAUGGGCACCGAGAAUUCCUCGCGGGAGACCAGGGCGCUAGCAAAGGACUUGGCCAAUCAGGUUGGAAGCUACCACACAACCAUCGCCAUCGACGCGGCCGUGGCUGCCAUCAUCGGCAUCUUCUCGGCACUCACCGGCCGAGUUCCCCAGUUCCGUUCCCUAGGCGGAGGCUCUAGGGAAGACCUGGCGUUGCAAAACGUGCAGGCUCGGCUGCGGAUGGUCUUGGCUUACCUGCUGGCCCAGCUCAUACUCUGGGUCAGAGAACGACCGGGAGGGCUGCUCGUGCUCUCGACGGGCAACGUGGACGAAGGGCUGCGGGGCUACCUGACAAAGUAUGACUGCUCAAGCGGAGACAUCAAUCCCAUAGGAGGCAUUAGCAAAGUGGACCUCAAGCGCUUCCUCAGAUAUGCGUGCAACACCUUCAAGCUGUCCGCUCUGAACGACAUCCUAAAGAUGACACCGACGGCAGAACUGACACCGCUGAGGAAUGGAGAGACGGUGCAGUCUGACGAGGCCGACAUGGGCAUGACUUACGAGGAACUGAGCACUUACGGACGUCUCCGCAAGCAGCUUGGCUGCGGGCCUUACUCAAUGUUCUGCAAGCUGGUGCAUCAGUGGAAGAACCAAUUCGCACCGUGUCAGGUUGCAGAAAAGGUGAAGCACUUCUUCCGCAGCUACUCCAUCAACCGCCACAAGAUGACUGUGAUCACCCCCUCGUACCACGCGGAGUCGUACAGCCCCGAUGACAACCGCUUCGAUCACCGUCCCUUCCUCUACAAUCCGCUCUGGAUCUGGCAGUUCACCGCGAUCGAUGCCCAGGUGAAGCUCAUGGAGGUGCAGAGGGACACAAAGUCCACGAGUUCCGCCGCUCCAGCAUCCUGGAAGCCUGAUUCCAAGUUUCUGCCAGCUAGGGAAGAACCUAGGGACACCAAGGAGACCCAUCCGGCACCCGGGGACAAACUAGGGAGCAUGUCGUCCCUUUGUGGGGAUUUGGGCAUCUAUGUGUCCGACGGAUCCUGGAACAGCCCCUCGUCACUCACUUUCCCGUCAUUCCCCGAACUCGGCGGAAACGUCGCCAAGUUCGGGCAACAUUUGGCUACAAAGUGUUCCGGCAGCACAGCAUUGGGUACAAGUGACGUGAAUUCUAGAGUUUGGCUGCUUUGAUGGGGAAGAGAACUUUACUGGUCUCUUUUUAGUUCUUUUAUCGCAUCCCCAGCGUUGCAUUUUACCUGGAUAUGUGUCGAGCCAAGCCGAGCAGUUGAAACACUGGCAUUUAACUCCUUGUACUCAGUUCUUUCUCCAGUGUUGCGUUUUCCCUGAAGAAAACAUACAGAGCCAAACCAAGCUGAGUCAAGCAGCCAAAAAACUGGUGUUUGAACUCUGGUUUGCCCUUGCUUCUAUAUAUUUUUCGUCACUCUGAAAGCUUGCAUUGAAUUCUCAUUAUGGGCGACCUUGGUGUCGACGGGAACUCUGUGACGCAACUCAAAAUAUUUUCGGAUCAUGUUGUGUUUUUGAUCUCGACGUACGAGGAAAUGUGACGCGAGUGGGCAAACUCGUAGCAGGUAGCCACGAGUUUGGCACGUCGCCAUAUACCCAGUGCCCUCAUAAUAGGUAUUCCAAUUCUGACAGUUUUUCAAGCUCCUUUUUUAGCAUAGGUAGUCCGCAAACACGAGACUAUCAUUCGUAACCCAAGGCACUCAUUUCGGCGUAGUCUUUAAUCCUAUGCGGAGCGAAAGUUCAUCUGCUUCUUGAGCAGGGAUUGCAUCGACGUCAGAACACCGAGCUCCGAUUGGAAGGAUAGGGAGUAGAUCUCAGGGUGGCUAGCAUAGGGUUCUCCCCACCGUCCCUCCAUCGGAGCCAAUUAGAGUUUAACGUUCCGACAUCAAUGCAACCUCUGCAAAAGAAGCAGACGAACUUGCACUCCGCAUAAUCACCGACGGGCUGAGAACAGGGCAUCUUUUGAACGCCUGGCCACGCAGCUUAAGAAGCCAAAGCAUCGUCGAAGGAAGCCUGCACUGGAGGUGGAGCAACCAAAGCUCCUCCCCGACAUUCUCAUAGCAGUUGACGAGCUAACUUUAAUCCCAUCUACUUGUAUUUUAUUUAGACUCAAAAACUACUUAAAGCAACGUCUGUAUUUGAAACCAUCUUGCCACACUGCACCUGCUUCCACGGGUAUCGAGUCAAGAGUAGAUUUUUUUUUGUUUCAUCCGCUAUGUUGUGAAGACGUGCUGAAAGUGACAUUGGGAUACUGCCAUGCUAGUCUUGAAGUGCUCAGACAUGUUUUGCUUGCAGUGUACGCUGCAAUGAGCAGCAUUCAUUUCACAGGCAAUAAGAUUUCUUCGAACAAAGCCACGGUAUGCCCGCAGAUGCAGUACUUUGUAUUGCAUCUGCGGGCUCCAAAUUUGGUUCCAGUUUGCUGUAGCAAAUUGGAAAGUAUAGGCUCGUUGACAGAGUUGCGUCGACUGUGUUGUUCCGUGCAGUGCAGUUGCCUCGUCGUCAGGGUUGCCAUAGCAGCAGCUCCACGCAAGCAGUCUUGACGCAACUGUGUUAUAGGUACCAACAAAGUCUGCGGUCUUUAGAGGUAUUUUGUUUCAGUAUUCUUUUAUGCUUUUUUACACUACUUUGUGUCCAAACUGUGGCAUAACUGCCAAAUGGAACAAUGAACGAGUUCUUCAAAUAAAGUUUGUUUAUUA